AUGACAGAUAUCCCCAGCCCCACCUCCACACUGCCACCACCAAACGAAGAUGAAGACCCAGAGUUAUUGUACGAGCUGAAAGAGCAGCUUUUGCUGCUGACCACUCUGGUGGCGACGGUGACAUACGUCACCGGGCUCAACCUGCCCGGGGGAGCCUGGCAGACGCAGCAGGCGGACGGGCACCUCGCCGGCGACCCCAUCCUCCGGGACAUCCACUACCGCCGAUACCUCGCCUUCUACUACUGUAACGGCACGGCGCUUGCCUCGUCGGUCGUGGUCUGCCUCAUCCUCGUCAUGCUGCGGAGGAAGAGACCUGUCUGGACGCUGGUGCUGCGGGUGGUCAUGGUGCUCGACCUACUUGGCCUCAUGGGUUCCUACGCAGCCGGGACCUGCCAUGACACCUUCGCCACCAUCUGGGCCGUGGCGCUGGCUUUCCCCGUCUUGGCCUAUAUCACGUUUGCUUUUGUCACCAGCCACCGCAGCGGCGGCGACCCAAGUACCAACACCAGAACCACAGCCACAGGCCGGCACGAAGAGAAGGAGAAGAUCGAGGUGCUGAUGCUGCUGGCGACCUUCGCCGUCACCAUCUCAUACGCCGCCGGGCUGAACCCGCCAGGCGGCUUCUGGACCAGCACCCUGCAGAAGGAUGGCCGCCUUCUUCACCUCGCCGGCGACCCGAUAAUGGAAGAUAGCGCGCUCCGCAGGUACCGGGCCUUCUUCGUCUGCAACACGACGGCGUUCGUCGCCUCCUUGUUCAUCAUCCCGCUCCUCCUGGACAAGAAAUUGAGCAGCAAAAUCUCAGCGCGGUUUCUGGCGGUCUACGGCUUCAUCGCCGUGGCCCUCCUGGGCCUCAUGGGGGCCUAUGCUGCUGGAAGCUGCAGGAAAACUGACAGUGAUGAGGAAUUGGGGAUAAGAUGCUUAUCUUUAUGUCAAGAUGCCAGUGCACUUGAGGACCCAGACCUGAAAAACACUCGCUAUUUUGUUAUGGUACUUGCUAGCUUCGCGGUGAGCAUCACUUACCAAGCAGGACUGGAUCCACCAGGCGGCCUAUGGCAAGACAAACUGGAUGGCCAUAAGAUUGGCCAGCCAGUGCUACGAACGACACACCCUACUCGUUACCAGGUGUUCUUCUACAGCAACUCAGCAGCUUUUGUGACAUCUCUGGUGGUUGUCAUGAUGGUCCAGAGCAAGUUUCUUCUCAAGCGCCGCACGUUGGUGGCAGCCAUGGUGCUGGACCUGCUCGGCCUCGUCAUCGCCUAUGCUGCUGGGUGCACCAGGGAUACCAGCACAUCCAUCUAUGUUGUCGCGGUGGCUUGCCUUGUCCUCUCCUACGCCGUCGUCCAUAUCUCGUUAGGAGGAGAGAGGGAGAACAUGGUUACUAGACCUGUUCAUGAUCCUGAUCCUGCAAUGGUUGCUCCUGAUCCUGCAAUGGUUGCUCCUGCUCCUGCUACUCCUGCUCCUGCUCCUGCUCUUCAUGUAGGAGGAGGAGGAGGAGGACCACGUCGACCACAGCGAACACCACGAAGCAAGGAGCAGCUAGAUGACAAGCGCCAGGUGUUGUUGUUAAUCGCCAUCUUAGCGGCGGCACUUACCUACCAAGCCGGGCUCACCCCGUCGGGUGGCUUCUGGCAAGUGGACGAUGAGAAGCUUGGACACCGCGCGGGCUACCCGGUCCUCCUCGACAACUACCCGCGUCGCUACAAGGCCUUCUUCUACUGCAACACGGCGAGCUUCAUGUCGUCGGUGGCUCUCAUCCUCCUCCUCGUCAACCGCAAGCUGUACAGGCCGGGAAUACGGUGCUACGCGCUCCACGUGUGCAUGGCGGUGGGCAUGUUCGCGCUCAUGGGAGCCUACGCUGCCGGGAGCUCACGACAUCUCAAGACCUCCAUCUAUGUGUUGACGCUGGUGGCGGUGGUGUCGGCCUCCAUACCCCUGCAGGUAGCCAUCUUCUGGUACUUCGGCAACUGCAUGGACAACCGUCAGGAUCCACCUAGAAUAAGACGACGACGAGCACGUGGACAAGAUGACCCUGAUAAAGAGAAAGACGAGGAACUUGAGUACCUGAUGCUGCUAGCAGUCCUGGCUGCGAGUGUGACGUACCAGAACGGCCUGAGGCCAGCGGGCGGCAUGUGGCAGGAGGACAACGCCGCCUACUCCGCGGGCAACCCCAUCCUACGCGACAUCAACAAGCGUCGGUACGAUAUCUUCCUGUACAGCAACUCCACCUCGUUCAUGGCUUCCGUCGUCGCCAUCGUCAUGCUGCUGCCAUUGACGCUGAGCGACGACGUCAGAUGGCUACAACGUUGCUUGCCAUUCCACAGGGUGGACCUCAAGUGGUCGCUCUGGCCGGUCCACACUGCCAUUUUGCUGGACAUGCUCGGCCUACUUGUGGCCUACGCGGCAGGAAGUACCAAGAAGUGGGAGUCAUCCAGAAAUGUGAUAUUACUCGUCCUCCCCGUCCUAGCCUACAUUGCGCUCUACGCAAUGGCGGCGGCGAUAUACAUAUACAUCCGCCGUGGAUCCUCCCAGUCACAGUCACCGAGCAGGCAAGCAGGCCAACAAGCAACCAGCGUCGAGUCUUCGUCUUAGAUAUCUUAUGUA
Messenger RNA from Triticum aestivum (bread wheat), 2601 nucleotides. RefSeq lists its product as uncharacterized. Gene Ontology annotation, cellular component: membrane. The record is from RefSeq and is a predicted model, not a curated record. The coding region runs from base 1 to 2589 and encodes 862 amino acids. Lineage: Eukaryota; Viridiplantae; Streptophyta; Magnoliopsida; Poales; Poaceae. The transcript has 3 exons.